GUGGUAAUAAUACGGGUGUAGAUGGCAAUAAUACGGGUGAUGAUAAUACAGGUGGUAAUAAUACGGGUGUAGAUGGCAAUAAUACGGGUGAUGAUAAUACAGGUGGUGAUAAUAUUGGUAUAGAUGGCAAUAAUACAGGUGGUGAUAAUAUGGAUGGUAAUAAUAUGAAUAUAGAUGUCAAUAAUACGGAUGGUGGUAAUACAAAUGACAUGAGUGGUUAUUAUAUAGGUGGCGUUAAUAUUCUUAAUGAAUAA
Entrophospora sp. SA101 is the source of this 254-nucleotide messenger RNA. The record is from the annotation of a GenBank genome assembly. Lineage: Eukaryota; Fungi; Glomeromycota; Glomeromycetes; Entrophosporales; Entrophosporaceae.